AUGGACUGCGGCGGUGAGGAGCAGGCGAGGCAGAACGGCCAUGCCGGCGACGGCGGCGACCCGGCGGAGUGGAAGAAGGUGGCCGAGCUCCGGGCCGUGGUGGAGGCGCAGGACCCCGCAGCCAAGGAGGAGGACGACUUCAUGCUGCGCCGGUUCCUGCGCGCUCGAGACCACAACAUCAGCAAGGCGUCGGCGAUGUUCCUCAAGUACCUGAGUUGGAAGCGCGGCGCCAAGCCUCGCGGCUCCAUCACCGAGGCCGAGGUGCGCGGCGAGCUCGUGCAGGACAAGCUCUACAUUCAGGGCUUCGACAAGACGGGCCGCCCCAUGAUCUACCUCUUCGGCAACCGCCACUUCGCCGCCAAGCGAGACCUUGAGGAGUUCAAGCGAUACGUCAUCUACAUCCUUGACAACACCUGCACCAAGUUGCCGGCAGGGCAGGAGAAGUUUGCGUCGGUGGUGGAUCUCAAGGGGUGGGGGUACGCGAAUUGCGACAUCCGGGCGAAGCUGGCGGCGUUGGAGAUCAUGCAGAACUACUACCCGGAGCGGCUGGGCCGGGUGUUCUUGAUCCACGUGCCUUACGUGUUCAUGGCGGCGUGGAAGAUGGUCUACCCCUUCAUCGACGACAACACCAAGAAGAAGUUUGUCUUUGUUGCAGACAAGGACCUUGACGGCACGCUUCGGGACGCCAUCGACUUGUCCCAGCUGCCCGAGCAGUACGGCGGCAAGCUCAGACUCGAGGGAUACAAGAGCUCGUCGACAAAGUAUGCUACAUUGCCCCGCUUGAUAAGCAAGUAA
Triticum turgidum subsp. durum (durum wheat) is the source of this 795-nucleotide messenger RNA. NCBI's taxonomy places the organism in Eukaryota, Viridiplantae, Streptophyta, Magnoliopsida, Poales, Poaceae. The record is from the annotation of a GenBank genome assembly.